This is a messenger RNA of Dendrobium catenatum, 1681 nucleotides long. Its product is annotated as homocysteine S-methyltransferase 2. Bases 114 to 1157 code for a protein of 347 amino acids. Lineage: Eukaryota; Viridiplantae; Streptophyta; Magnoliopsida; Asparagales; Orchidaceae. The record is from RefSeq and is a predicted model, not a curated record. Gene Ontology annotation, molecular function: S-adenosylmethionine-homocysteine S-methyltransferase activity; zinc ion binding. The transcript has 9 exons. Gene Ontology annotation, biological process: S-methylmethionine cycle.
AUAAAAUUUCGCCUUUCGGCGUCCUCUAUCACCUGAAGGAGCCGAAGAAUCCCGCUAUAAAGCCGGCGAUAGCCGAAACGCCGCCAUCGCCUGUAUUGCUUGCUCUCUCUCUUAUGGGUUUGGGGUUGAGGGAUCCAUCUGCAGCGAUGAGGGAUUUUCUACAGCAGGCCGGUGGCUGUGCGGUGGUGGACGGCGGGAUGGCGACGGAGCUCGAGGCAAAUGGCGCCGACCUCAACGAUCCUCUCUGGAGCGCCAAGUGUUUGUUCAGCUCUCCCGAUCUUAUUCGCAAGGUUCAUUUAGACUACCUUAUGGCAGGUGCAAACAUUAUAAUUUCGGCAUCCUAUCAGGCCACAAUUCAGGGUUUUGAAGCUCGAGGCUUUUCCAAAAAAGAAAGCGAAGCAUUACUGUUCAAAAGUGUCGAAAUUGCUUGUGAGGCGCGAGGUAUAUUUCAGAGUAGUUAUCGAAAUGGACCCUAUACUGUAGGUGCAGAUGAAGCCAGUUCAAGAAAACAGCCUAUUCUGGUUGCAGCUUCCAUUGGAAGCUAUGGAGCUUUUCUAGCAGAUGGUUCUGAAUAUAGUGGACACUAUGGAAAAGAAGUAACUUUGCAAACUUUGAAAGAUUUUCAUAGAAGAAGAGUGCAGGUGCUUGCGGAAUCAGGUGCUGAUCUGAUUGCUUUUGAAACAAUUCCUAAUAAAAUAGAAGCUCAGGCUUAUGUUGAACUUCUCAAAGAAAAUAACAUUAGGAUCCCUGCUUGGUUUUCUUUUUCCUCAAAAGAUGAAAAUGAUGUCGUUAGUGGAGAUUCAGUACUUGAGUGUACUGCUGUUGCUAAUGCAUGUCAGAACGUUGUUGCAGUUGGUAUCAACUGCACUCCCCCAAGAUAUAUCCAGGGACUAAUUUUCACCAUUAGGAAGGCGACAGAUAAGCCAAUUGUAGUAUAUCCUAACAGUGGAGAGCGAUAUGAUGCAGAUAGGAAGGAAUGGGUGGCGUCUACCAGCAUUAGUGAAGAGGAUUUUGUCUCCUUUGUGAGCAAGUGGAGAGAGGCUGGCGCCUCUCUUAUUGGAGGAUGCUGCAGGACAACCCCAAAAACUAUUAGAGCCAUAGCUGAAGCAUUGUCCACCGUUCGAUCAGCUCCUCAAGCAACUUCAGCAUGUGAUUGAGAAAAUUUAAGGAACUGUUUCCAGAUUUGCUUCUGUUAGCUUACUAAGUUACUUCGGAUGUCAACUUCUUGCAAUUAAAUACGAAGGGGACAUUUCUUCAAUGGGUAUGCCUCUUAUCAGCCCUCCUUUAGUCAAUUUAGUAUUGAAUGCUAAUAUCUUAAUCAACAAUGUGGAUCACUCAAAUCAAAUAAAUUUAAUAAACUCUUUUUCUAGCUGGAGAAAGGUAUUUCCUGUGACUUCUGAUCUUUUCGUUCAUUCAUUUCUAUGCCGAUAAGCAUGGCUAUUGCAAUUGCCAUUCUUACAUUUGUAUGGUUAGGCCAACUUCAAUACUGAUUUGUUUCAUUCUUUUUAUAAUAUUGGGAUGUUUUGUGAUUUAUGAGAUAAAUUUGCAAUUUUUCAAGUAGAGUGUGCUAUUCUGUAAAUAUGUUCCUCAUGAUUUUGAAGAUUUUUUUUUUCUUAAAUUAAAGUAUGGUAUAAUAUCUGUUACAAAUAUAUAAACUUUGUUCAGAUGGCUUAAACCCCUA